GUGCUAAUAGAAUGAAAUGGGUUGUUUGAACCACACGGGGUUGUCCGCCUAUUAUGAGUUCUUUAGCUCAUCAAGAUCUUUUAUCGUGACACUCGAAACCUCUCUGUCCCAUAAGAAGAGUCGUUAUACCCUAGACUUUGGUUUACAUAGUAUUUAUAUAUGCUCAAUAGUCUAUUUAAUACCGAUUGCUUCACGAUUGUAUGGAUUUAUUGGAAGAAUUUACCCAAGCAGAGUUGGCAGACGAAAUACCAACGAGUACNAGUCGAUCGAAACUCGUUUGAAUCCAUUGUUUCCAGAAUUGACCCAAUAUAGGAUCAUAUUGGGAAACUGUAAAAAAGAAGAUUUUGUUAUUGCUGUUUGGUCUGAUUCUGCAUAGUAUGUUGAGCACCAAUAUACACACUUUUUAGUGAUUUUUUCUGCUAAUGGGAAAGAUGGGCAAUUUGGAAAGAGUGGCCGAUUGGGAAUGGGCCCGCGCAAUUUUGAUUUAAAA
Molecule: messenger RNA, 490 nt
Organism: Galdieria sulphuraria
Lineage: Eukaryota; Rhodophyta; Bangiophyceae; Galdieriales; Galdieriaceae
Exons: 2
Coding region: 17-376 (119 amino acids)
Source: RefSeq, a predicted model, not a curated record